UCCAAGUGCAGUCAUUCCAAACAAUAAUGGCGGCAAAGUCGGAGUGUAGGAAAACAAUCGAUUAAACUUUGCUUGAAGCGAGAGAGAUAAGGAUAUUUCUCAAAGUGACUUGUCACACUCUUUGGGAUUACAUUAAUACAACCAUCAAAUGUAGUCAUCUUUUGUGCUGCCUAGAUAGAGAGAAAUAUGACAUCAUCAGCAACUAAGGUGGCAGAGAUAUUCACUGCUGCGGGUGAGGCCUUUACCCACCUGGGUGAAUUAACAAUGCAGCUCCACCCAUUGAACAGCGAAGGGAACUCCCCAUCAGCAGCCACAAGCGGCAAGUGGGGAGACCAAGAGAUUGAGAUGUUAAGACAUGCUGUCAGCAAGUUUGGGGAUGACCUUAAGAAGAUCAGUGCUCAUAUCAAGACCAAAUCAGUUGGUCAAAUUAAGACUGCUUUGAAAAAGAAAAUACAUGAGGGAGAGAAAGCAACAAAUACCAGCUCAUCAAAGAAAAAACAAUCAAUGCCCAAGACACCAACAUGCAGUGAACCAAAACCUAAAAAGCAAAAAGUUUCAGAUGACUCUGAAUUGAGCUUGAUACCACCAAGCCAGCUAGGCUCCCCCCCUGCCCUUAUGCUAUCUGACUCUGCUCUAAAGCCAACACCCCAGGACGUAGAGCAAGAUGUUGACAUUGAUGUCAUGUUUGAUCAAAGUAGUCAUGACCAUGUUUUCCCUGACAUCCAGACAGAGCUUGGUCCUCUUGAGAGGCAGGAAAUACUCUCAGGGAUGUAGAGAUUAUACCAUUAAGUAAAAGGAGAUGGAGCAGGAAUUGUAUAUGCGAGCCAAUAAUAUUGUACAGUAGGCAAAUAUUCCUUUUUUUCUUAUUUUAAAAAUCAUCUUGAUUAUUACUCGAUUUACACAUCUUUACAUGGGUUAUAUAUUUUUUUCUAAAUACAAAAGAUAUUACAGUGGAUAGAUUUUCUUGUUAUUGUGGAUUAAGCACCAUUAAUCUGGUGCAAAAAUCUCUCAAGUUAAAAUUGCUUGAUAUCUGUGAAUGUGAUCUCUUUUUUUAUCCAUUAUUUCUCUGACCACUGUAUAUACCUCUCACAAUGGUUUGGUAUAUUUCCAUUUGACUUAUAUUGUUAUAACUAAAUUAUUAUACUUCUCUAUUGUAAACUAUAAAAUACUCUUUAUGUCA
Messenger RNA from Nematostella vectensis (starlet sea anemone), 1180 nucleotides. Its product is annotated as chromatin complexes subunit BAP18. The record is from RefSeq and is a predicted model, not a curated record. Lineage: Eukaryota; Metazoa; Cnidaria; Anthozoa; Actiniaria; Edwardsiidae. Gene Ontology annotation, cellular component: MLL1 complex; NURF complex. The transcript is spliced from 7 exons. Bases 187 to 774 code for a protein of 195 amino acids.